This is a messenger RNA of Cyprinodon variegatus (sheepshead minnow), 2248 nucleotides long. It is a transcript of the gene cep41, whose product is annotated as centrosomal protein 41kDa. The transcript is spliced from 11 exons. Lineage: Eukaryota; Metazoa; Chordata; Actinopteri; Cyprinodontiformes; Cyprinodontidae. Gene Ontology annotation, biological process: protein polyglutamylation; cilium assembly. The record is from RefSeq and is a predicted model, not a curated record. Gene Ontology annotation, cellular component: ciliary basal body. The coding region runs from base 54 to 1160 and encodes 368 amino acids.
GCGUCGGCCUUACUAAACGAGGAAGCAGCUGUUUAGUAUUGGGAUUUGAAAAGAUGUCGUUGACGCGGGGCAUCGGUAAAGACGAGUACAUGAAGAAAAGAAUACCCAGAAAUACAAAGUAUGACCACAUCAAAACGAAGCUGGACACAGGAUGCAGCAGAACAAAGUACAUGGAAAGGCUGGAGGAGAUUAGAAAAAACUACAGGUAUCGAAAAGGGGAAAUCUUCAAACGCUUAAAGGUGACAACUUUUGCACAGUUGAUACUUCAAGUCGCUUCUUUUUCAGACGAGUGUUAUUGCGAGGUAGAUGGCGAGCCCCCUAACACCCAACAAGAUGGUCUGUCAAUCAUCUCUGAGGCAGGCCUGGAAGGUGAAUGUGAACGUGUCAGUGGCUCAUCACUCCAGCUGCCUCUGUCAGACCGACUUUAUGCAGGAGAUGGCAAGGAUAACUGCCAAACGGCCAGGUCAACACUCCUCAGUGUUAUUAAUGGAGUGGGAGAGCUGAACAUGGAAGAGGAGCCUCAGCAGAAAGCAGAGUCUGUUUCCAGCCCCAUACCCACAGAGACGCCCUACCCAGACUGCCCCUACCUGCUGCUGGACGUGCGUGAGCGCGAUCAGUAUGACUCCUGCCACAUCAUUAGCGCUCACAGUUUCCCCAUGGCCAUGCUGUCCAGAACCAUGAAUCCGUACACCAAAGAAGUGCUGGAAUAUAAAAAUGCUUUGGGAAAGAUCAUCAUUGUUUAUGACGAAGAUGAAAGGAUAGCCAGCGUGGCAGCCACCACCAUGUGUGAGCGGGGAUUUGAGAAUCUCUUCAUGCUCUGUGGGGGUCUUAGAGUAAUCGCCCAGAAGUUUCCAAGCGGGAUGACGACAGGCUGCAUCCCAGCAUCAUGCCUCUCCUCUCCUAACUCAUCGAAGGGGAGGAAAUGCUCUGUGGUCCAACAGUCAGCUCAAGCUGCCGAGAAACGUUGGAGGUUUACAUCGGAUGAGCUGGACAAGAUCCAGGAGCAGCUGGAUGAGAUAACCGUCCCCAGUAACUCACAGAGUCGCCUAUCCAGCCGCACAUCAUCCAGCAGCAGCCGGUCCAUAGCUUCCAGUCGUCACAGCUCCUCCACAGCGGGGAGAAAUGGCUCCAGGGCCCAGAGCAGUAGACCCUGGAAAUAACACCUCUGCCAAACAACAACCAUACCUCCAUCAGAAAACGUCCUCAGAAUGUUUUGAUGUAACCACUUCGUGGGUGGACAUUGGCUACAGACAUUUCACUACUUUUUGCAGUUGCCUUAUUUCAUCAACACUUUGGAAACACAUUUACUUUGGAUGAAUCAGGUUCAGCUGAUCAAAUCCUGUUUUCAUGCAGAAAUGUUCUUUGCUGUGAUCUUUGAUGUGAUUUUGCUGUUUAAAUUGCUUCUCUGUAUUCUAAGUUUUGCAGAGUGCCUGAUCUGUUUUACUUUAAAAAAAUCCAUGCUUGCACUCAGAUUUUAGUUUAAGUGACUCGUUGCUUUUUCUAAGAUCCUUUUACUGAGGGGACCAAAGGCAAUGCUGUGAAUUUCUUUAUCAUAUCAGAUGUUUAAUUAAAGCCUGGCUUGCCAGCUGUGUAAAAUGUUUGUUUUUAGUGGCUUUUUUAACCAAACUAAUUAUUCACCAUUGGUCUUGAUGAUCAGCAGUUUGAAAUGUUUUUGUGGUUGGAAGUUUUGCAGAGUGCCUGAUCUGUUUUACUUAAAAAAAAAAAAAAAAAAAAGGCAUGCUUGCACUCAAAUUUUACUUUAAGUGACUCGUUCAGAUUUGCUUUUUCUAAACUCCUUUUACUGAGGGGACCAAAGGCAAAGCUGUGAAUUUCUUUAUUAUAUCAGAUGUUUGAUUAAAGCCUGGCUUGCUAGCUGUGUAAAAUGUUUCAGUUUUUAGUGGCUUUUUUAACUAAAUUAAUUAUUCACCAUUGGCCUUGAUCGGAUAAGAUCAGCAGCUGGAGAUGUUUUUGUGGUUGAAAGUUUUGCAGUGCCUCAUCUGUUUUAAUUAAAAAAGGCAUGCUUGCAAUCAGAGAAAAAACUGCAGAUCAAUUAAAACUACGGCAUUGAUCAUCUGUGGCCUAUCUGUUUUGUCCACUGCUGUCUGUUUAUUUAAAAGAGAAUGUCUUCACCGUUUUGUCACAAUGAGUAAUAUUCAAUUAACAUGGAGUGGUUGAAUAAUUAUGUUUGUAAAUUAAUGCUAAAUCAUUAGAUUUUUUUUUUUGCAGGAAUGGAUAAAUUUCUCGCUUA